Messenger RNA from Coregonus clupeaformis (lake whitefish), 772 nucleotides. It is a transcript of the gene cav1, whose product is annotated as caveolin 1. Gene Ontology annotation, cellular component: perinuclear region of cytoplasm; cytoplasmic vesicle; caveola. Gene Ontology annotation, molecular function: protein kinase binding; transmembrane transporter binding; molecular adaptor activity. The transcript is spliced from 4 exons. Gene Ontology annotation, biological process: negative regulation of protein tyrosine kinase activity; negative regulation of endothelial cell proliferation; caveola assembly. NCBI's taxonomy places the organism in Eukaryota, Metazoa, Chordata, Actinopteri, Salmoniformes, Salmonidae. Bases 16 to 618 code for a protein of 200 amino acids. The record is from RefSeq and is a predicted model, not a curated record.
GGGGACAGGACUAUUAUGUCUCUGGGACUGGUGUCAUUUCCAAACCAAGCACUUCAGGCGCGGGACAGCAUGACUGGCGGACUCAAGGACGGCGAAACUGACGAGGAAUUUCUGCACUCGCCGUUCAUCAGGAAACAAGGGAACAUUUAUAAACCUAAUAACAAAGACAUGGAUAAUGACAGUAUGAGCGGGAUGAAGACGAUGCAGGAUGUCCAUACGAAAGAGAUCGACCUGGUGAACCGGGACCCCAAGCGCUUAAACGACGACGUUGUCAAGGUGGACUUUGAGGAUGUGAUCGCAGAGCCUGCGGGCACGUACAGCUUCGACGGCGUGUGGAAGGCUAGCUUCACCACCUUCACGGUGACCAAGUACUGGUGCUACCGUCUCCUCACCGCCCUGGUGGGCAUCCCGCUGGCGCUGGUCUGGGGCAUCUUCUUCGCCAUCCUGUCCUUCAUCCAUAUCUGGGCGGUGGUGCCGUGUGUCAAGAGUUAUCUGAUAGAGAUCCACUGUGUCAGCCGCGUCUACUCCAUCUGCGUCCACACCUUCUGCGACCCGCUGUUCGAAGCCAUGGGCAAGUGCUUCAGCAGCAUCCGCAUCAGUACCACCAAGGGGGUAUAGAAAAGACGAGGAAGGGAGGAUGAAGAGGAAGAGGAAGGGAGGAUGGGAAUGAGGAGGGGAGGUGUGGAAACCAUAACUAAACACAGAUUGAAAGGGGGGAGAAGUCACCAGAAGAAAAAGAAAAGAGAGAGAACAACUUCUGAUAAAAUUAGAG